AUGUUAACAAGUCUCACAAAACGGUUUUACAGUGCUUCCGCUAGAACAAUGGCUGCCAAGAAUUUGCAAGUCGGCUGGGUCAACAAUGACGACACACUCAAGAGUCUUCUGCAACAAGCCUACGACACCAAGAACCUCUCUGGCAAGAUCUUUGUCGACUGCUCUACCGUACACCCGGAUACCACAAAAGCCGUCACCGAAGAGAUCAAGAAGCACAAGGCGACUUUUCUGGCAGCACCCAUGUUCGGCGGUCCGGCAAUCGCCGCACCUGGAAAACUGGUUGUCGCAAUCGGCGGACCUUCCUCAGCUGUGGAAACCGUGAAACCAUACUUCCAGGACGUGAUCGCCAGAAAAGUCAUCGUGUGCAAGGAAGAGUCUCAGAGUGCUUCUAUGCUGAAGAUUGCCGNNGGUGACAACAUCAUCACAGUAAACCUCAUGGAAGCAGUAUCCGAAGCCCAAGUAUUCGCCGAACAAACCGGCAUCGGCUGCGGCCCCAUGGAAGAGCUCAUCAUCGAAGGCUUUGGCCCCGUCGCUGGCGGCUACUCCGGACGCAUGACAAGCGGCAACUACGCACCAGCCCUCGACAAGCGCCCUGGCUUUGGCGUCUCGCUUUCGAUCAAAGAUGCCGAUUAUGCUGUUGCCAUUGCAAAGGACAAGGGAGUCAAGUUGCCGGCGACGGAGGUGGCGAACAAGAACAUGAAGGCUGCGAGAGAGGAGCAUGGAGAAGUGUUGGAUUGUGCGGCUAUGUAUGGUACGCUGAGGAAGGAGGCUGGGUUGAACUUUUUCAAUGAGAAAAGCAGACAGAGUGACGAGUAA
Aureobasidium uvarum is the source of this 816-nucleotide messenger RNA. The record is from the annotation of a GenBank genome assembly. NCBI's taxonomy places the organism in Eukaryota, Fungi, Ascomycota, Dothideomycetes, Dothideales, Saccotheciaceae.